CAAAUACAACCUGGUGAGCAGAGUUGCUGCCACUCAGCAAGAAAGGGGCCGAGUGUCCCGCUGCCUGCAAGCAAUGGACAUGGGGAAGGUCAACUCCAUGGACUUCAGAGAAUUCAUGGAAGUGUUUGGGAAUGUCAUUGAGAGAUGUCCUCUGAUAGCAGCUGCUGUGUGGUCCCAGAGCCCGUUCUCUGACUGGGAAGAUUUAGCGAGGCACUUUUCUGCCUUUAUUGAUGCUCUGCCACAGUCAGGCAAGGAGGGCGUCCUUCGCUGCUACCCGGACCUGGCGGGCCACGACCUGCAUCAGGGCACGCUGACUGCGGAGUCGCAGCGGGAGCACAGCGUCGCGGGCCUGAUGAGCUUGGGUGCCAACGAGGGGCUAAGGCUGGCUGAGCUCAACUCGCAGUACCGCGCGCGCUUUGGCUUCCCCUUCGUGCUCGCCGCGCGCCUCAGCGACCGGGAGACCGUGUUCCGCGAGCUGGAGCGCCGGCUGCGCUGCCCGUCUGCUCUGGAGCUGCGCACAGCCUUGGGCGAGGUGAAGAAGAUUGGCCGCCUGCGGCUCGCCGACCUCUUCGGCGUGGACCCUGCCGCCCGACUGUAGCUACUGCCCGCGCCCGGGCCCAGGAUGCGCGGAGACCGCGACCCUGCACGGUGCGCCCUGGGCGGGAGGCUGGUACAGUCCCAGACCGUGUCCACAAGCGCACACAAAGGAGGGGAGGACUGAGGCAAUCAUACGAAUAAUGAGCCCUUUUGUUCACCUCCCCACAUCCGUACGCGUUGCCAAAAUAUCUAUGUAGUUUCGUGCUUUGCCCCAUUUAUCCAGCUCACUGCUUCACGUCUUCACUCCCUUUGCAGAUCGUUGACACCACCAGCUUUUGUGGUUUCCAAAGCGCUUAUCCAGCUCUGGCUGCCUACCCUUUCCUGCUAAGCUGGAGCUGCCAAGCAAAACGAACGGAGAAUUAAUCUUUUAUUCCAUUGGGGUUUGCCUGUUUGUUUGUUUUUUUUUCUCCCUUCCUCUCACCUUAUUUGCUGCACCAACAUUUACGAGUGAGCGGAGCAGCGUUCUCACUUGGGGGCAGGGAGAGGAGCCCGUGCAAGGAAAGCAAGCGGGGGGUCUCAGUCUGCGGUGCAGGCGCCGCGCGGAGGUCGCCGAGUGUGGGAAAGAUGGGUGGGAGAGAGCACCGCGGCAGGCCAGAGCUGGGAAGGCGUCCCUUGCGACAGGUCUCUCCUGGAGGUGGGCUCCUCAGAACUUCAGGCUGCCCAGGAAACCCAUUAGUCAUUUUUAAAAUUAACAAUAAAAAUUAAUAAUUUAAUAAUA
Molecule: messenger RNA, 1315 nt
Organism: Phyllostomus hastatus (greater spear-nosed bat)
Lineage: Eukaryota; Metazoa; Chordata; Mammalia; Chiroptera; Phyllostomidae
Gene: URAD
Product: ureidoimidazoline (2-oxo-4-hydroxy-4-carboxy-5-) decarboxylase
Exons: 2
Coding region: 74-598 (174 amino acids)
Biological process (GO): allantoin metabolic process
Molecular function (GO): carboxy-lyase activity
Source: RefSeq, a predicted model, not a curated record